AUGUCGGGCCCUAAGGUCACGGAAGCACUUGCACAAGUCCAGUCUGCAUCUGAUCAAGCCACUGGGUUUGAAGACCUCCUCGCCAACUUGAAAUCACUGUCAGCACCACAAACCGUCGCCGCGGACCUUAAGGCCAUUUUGGAUGCCGUCUUCAACAGCGCCUUGGGCAUAGUGGCGAUCCGACAAAUUAUCACCACCUUCAUCGCUGUUCUCAAAGACUUUGGCAACGCCGAUCUCUGGAUCGAUGUUGGCCAGUACACACUGGCCGUCCUCGCCGCGCAGCAGUCCACCUUUCUCGACCAAGGCACGACGAUCCAAGAGCUCAUUGCCGACGCACACGAGAACAAUGAGGACAAUUUGGAGGCAGCCAAGGUGCUGGCCGAGAUUCCCCUGGACUCAUCGCAGCGCAAGGUGACAAACGAAGAGAAGGUCAAGAUCUGGGUGCGCAUUGUGCGAAACUACCUCGAAGUGGACGAUACGACGACUGCCGAAACCUACCUCAACAAGCUCAAGAAUGUCAUCUACACCGUCAGUGAUCCAGCAUUGAACCUCCACUUCAAGCUGUCACAAGCUCGUAUCCAAGAUGCGAAGAGGGCCUUCUUAGCAUCAAGUCAAGCUUAUCACGACAUCAGCUUCUCGCCUGCUAUCUCCGAGGAGGAACGACUGCACACACUGAGCAUGGCCAUCAAGUGCGCCAUACUGGCACCGGCCGGCCCGCUGCGAAGUCGCGCGUUGGGCAGAUUGUUCAAGGAUGAGCGAGCAGCGGGCCUGGAGGAAUUCAGCAUGCUGGAAAAGAUGUUCUUUGACCGCCUGCUUGCCCCGGCCGAAGUCGAGAAGUUUGCGCAGGGACUGUCGCCGCACCAGCUCGCCACCACCUCGGACGGUUCAACGGUCCUAGCAAAGGCAGUUGUGGAGCACAACCUACUUGGCGCAUCGCGAUUAUACAGCAACAUCGGCUUCGAGGCACUCGGCGCGUUACUUGGUCUGGAUGCCGAGAAGGCAGAGGAUACCACAGCCAAGAUGAUUGAACAGGGGCGAUUGGUGGGCAGAAUCGACCAGAUUGAACAAAUCGUCUGGUUUGAGGGCGGCGAAGCGUCUGGCGAGAAGGGAAGUGGCCGUGCUGAGGUCCUUGUGGGCAAGGAGAUGCGAAGAUGGGAUGUUAACGUCCAAGGAUUGGCCGAGGAGGUCGAGAAUAUCUCAAACGCCCUGCAAAGAGAAUACCCGGCGUUUGUGGCGACCAACUUGGGUGGUAUGAGCAAACUGACGGCUGGGCAUUACGAACUGGAUAGGCGUUGA
Molecule: messenger RNA, 1296 nt
Organism: Pseudomassariella vexata
Lineage: Eukaryota; Fungi; Ascomycota; Sordariomycetes; Amphisphaeriales; Pseudomassariaceae
Product: COP9 signalosome complex subunit 4
Exons: 2
Coding region: 1-1296 (431 amino acids)
Cellular component (GO): cytosol; COP9 signalosome
Source: RefSeq, a predicted model, not a curated record